Messenger RNA from Paramacrobiotus metropolitanus, 865 nucleotides. RefSeq lists its product as uncharacterized. Lineage: Eukaryota; Metazoa; Tardigrada; Eutardigrada; Parachela; Macrobiotidae. Bases 209 to 610 code for a protein of 133 amino acids. The transcript is spliced from 3 exons. The record is from RefSeq and is a predicted model, not a curated record.
UACCAAUAAAGGCGAUAUUUGCCCCACUUUUCGCUCUGCUUCCGUGUCACAUCUGACACCGUGGGGGGUGAUUUUGAUCUAUAUUACUACAGACAUAAUUAAGCGACCGACAUUAAUCAUAUUUUCCCUGGAGCGUUUGCUGGCCAUCACCAAUCCAUUUCUCUUCCAAAAACUAAAAGGCAAUGUUUAUCCCAGAGUGAUUGUCGUGAUGGCCUUCCUGUUGGGCGGCACAGCAUCCUUCUACGUUGUCUAUGAUUAUUAUGCCUAUGAUUAUCCGAAUAUGGCGCGCAAGGAUAACAAUCUACCGGAAUAUGUGCGUUCGCCGAGCUACAUGAAAUGGGAUAAACUGCAGAAGAGAUCUGAGGCUUUUAUUUUCAUUGGACAGUUCUUUGCCCUAAUAAUCAUUAACUCCCUUGUCGCUAUUGUGGUGGCACGCAUCUUCCGCGGCGUCCGUAUGGGAAACGACAAAGUGACCGUGGUCGCCAAGUCGGGUGACAAAAAACGUACCGCCCAGCAACAGCGCAACAGUGUAUUAAUACACUGGAAGAAGGAAUAUUCCUUCUUCUGGGCAGUGUUGUCCUUUAUCUUACGACACAAUUCCCGACGCUAAUCCAUCUGAUCUUGAGCACUGCCGCCGACGUAAUGGGGACCUACCAGUACGACCGCGGCCCGCGUACGGCCGCCCAGCCCUGCGUACUGAUGGCGCAAUAUAUUAACUAUGCUGCUAAUUUCCUCAUAUACAUGACAGUCAGUCAGCAGUUUCGCGCACAAGUCACCGACGUCUUCGGACAGUACCGGUGUGGACGUUGGGUACAAGCACAAAAAAAGAAACUCUUCCCACGCAAAACGUCGACCAAACCAACGA